AUGAGUGCAUUCCUUGUUGCAGCUGUCCUGCUAUGUCUCGUCAAUUAUGGAGUUGACUUGGCCACAGCGUGGGAAGAUAAAGAUUUCUUCAAAUACUGCCAACCGUCCAAGUGCAGCAAGCAUGGCCCGGAGAUCAGGUUUCCUUUUCGACUUGAAUCCAACAAUACAUCAUCAUCAUGCAGUACACCAUGCAUGGCAUUAGCAUGCUCUGGCCAGGACACCAUCCUGGUUCACCCAGUCCUUGGCCCAUGCAAAGUGACCACCAUAGAUUACAGGUAUCCUGGCAUCAAGAUCAUCCCGCUCGUAGACUCCUUGUCUCCCUGUCCGCUCCAGAAGCUCAUCUCCAGAAGCAUACCCUAUGCACAGCACCAGGGCCACUGUGACGUAUAUUAUCAGUACUAUGCAACCUUAGUAUGCUGCUCGAAAGAGUUCACGCGAAGCAUUCAUGAUGCCGAUAGCGUUGCUGGCCCAGUUUCCUGCCUUAGCAACGUAACCCACUUCUCGUAUUUGGUGGAUUCUUUUGCAUCCAUUUCCAUUCUUUCAUCAGACUGCAAGGUGUGCUUAGAUGGUGUCAUCCCGCUACCCAUCAACUACGACAUAGUCCCAUUUUCUUUCAAGAGAAGUGCAGAAGGAAUCCUCAGUUUUUCUGAGAUGGCGAUGGAAUGGGAAAAUUCGAUGUAUGAAAUAGGCAAUAGUUCCAAGGCAGGCAUCAAUUGCCCAGAAUGUGAACGUCAAGGGAAACACUGUGCAUUCAGCUCACAAAGGAAUCAAACAUUCUGCAUGCGUCAUGGUUCGCGUAUCAGAGUCACCGCUGCUACAUCAUCGGUGGCCGCAUUCGUUGUUCUUUUGUUGACGGUGGCCACUGCGCUUUACCUUUCACUUAAGACAAGAUAUAACGAAGAGAUACAUUUGAAGGUUGAAAUGUUUCUCAGGACAUAUGGCACAUCAAAACCCACGAGGUACACUUUCUCUGAAGUUAAAAAGAUGGCAAGACGGUUUAAGGAGAAAAUAGGACAAGGGGGAUUUGGAAGUGUAUACAAAGGCAAAUUACCAAAUGGAGUUCCCAUGGCUGUCAAGAUGCUAGAAAACUCUACAGCAGAGGGAGGAGAAUUCAUUAAUGAAGUUGCAACCAUUGGGAGAAUCCACCAUGCAAACAUUGUCCAGCUCCUGGGCUUUUGCUCAGAAGGAACAAGGCGGGCACUUAUUUAUGAAUUCAUGCCUAACGAAUCAUUGGAGAGAUAUAUAUUCUCCGCUGAUUCUAAGGCUUAUCAUCAACUCCUAGUUCCUGACAAAAUGCUAGAUGUUGCUCUAGGCAUUGCCCGGGGAAUGGAAUACCUACAUCAAGGAUGCAACCAGCGCAUUCUCCAUUUUGACAUCAAGCCUCACAACAUCUUGUUGGACUACAACUUCAAUCCAAAGAUCUCAGACUUUGGCCUCGCAAAGUUGUGUGCAAGGGACCAGAGCAUUGUCACGUUAACCGCAGCAAGAGGAACAAUGGGUUAUAUUGCACCAGAGUUAUAUUCGCGGAACUUUGGGGGGAUAUCCUACAAAUCAGAUGUGUACAGUUUUGGCAUGCUGGUGUUAGAAAUGGUUAGUGGAAGGAGGAACUGUGACCCAAGUGUGGGUAGCCAGAACGAUGUCUACCUCCCAGAGUGGAUCUACGAGAAAAUAAUCACUGGGCAAGACUUGGUCCUUAUUUCAGACAUGGCAGAGGAGGAGAAAGAAAAGGUAAGACAGCUGGCCAUUGUGGCAUUAUGGUGCAUCCAGUGGAAUCCAAAACAUCGGCCCUCGAUGACAAAGGUGGUCAACAUGUUAACGGGAAGAUUGCAGAACCUGCAGAUUCCCCCUAAGCCGUUUGUCUCAUCUGAAAAUCAACGAAUGGUGUAAAGCAUGG
Lolium perenne is the source of this 1894-nucleotide messenger RNA. Its product is annotated as rust resistance kinase Lr10. NCBI's taxonomy places the organism in Eukaryota, Viridiplantae, Streptophyta, Magnoliopsida, Poales, Poaceae. The record is from RefSeq and is a predicted model, not a curated record. Gene Ontology annotation, molecular function: protein kinase activity; polysaccharide binding; ATP binding. Gene Ontology annotation, biological process: protein phosphorylation.